CUGCUCUCAUCAUUAACUACACCUCCCGUGGAUUUCAGCGUUUAUUUUUAUUCCACUCUCUUUUUUUUUAUUCAUUUAUUUUCAAAUUCCAUUCAUCCCCGCGUACACAAGCAAGAAUCACUUGAUUCUAAUCAAUAAAUAUUCACAUCUGAUCAACACUUGCACCACUCAACAUUAUAUAGCUACUCAAAAAAGUUUUGAUUUUUAUAUUAUUCCUCGUAUGCAUACCUUGUCUUGCAAGUUCUAUACUCCUCCUCCUUUCUCGAAUCUCGAUGCGACUAGUAAAGGCACAUUUUUAUAGAUAGGUUUGCUGCUACAUUUAUGUUAUUAUGUGAGGUGUAAUCAAGGGGUUUUGUGCGUUCGAGAUGGGAUCCUAUAUUAGGAGGAGCUGAUUUCUGUUAAAGUGUUUGAUGUUUUGCUUCACAGAGUGAGAGUGUAGUUACAAAAGGGUAGAAUCCUAGGCAGUUUAUUUCAAGCACCCAACUGUUUGAGUUUUUUAAAUUUUUUACAAAAGGGGUUACAAAAGAUUUGAUCUUUUCACGGCCCUUUGUUAUAUAUUUCCCAAUCCACAAAAAAAUUCAUAUUUCUUGAGCAUGCAAGAAAGAAGAAAAUUUUGGGAUUUUGGGUGAAGAUGAAGAAUAAGGAGUUGAACAGCAAUGUUGAUGCAGAAUUUGGUGAGGUGUUGAAGAAGAAGGAAAGGCAUAUAGUUUCUUGGAGUCAAGAGGAAGACGAUAUUCUGCGUGAGCAGAUUCAUUUACAUGGCUCUGAAAAUUGGGGAAUUAUUGCAUCAAAAUUCAAGGAUAAAACUACGAGACAAUGUAGGAGAAGAUGGUUCACUUAUUUGAAUUCCGAUUUCAAGAAAGGAGGUUGGUCGCCGGAGGAAGACACGCUCUUGUGCGAGGCGCAAAGGGUUUACGGGAACAGAUGGACCGAGAUAGCAAAGGUGGUUUCAGGCAGAACCGAUAAUGCUGUGAAGAAUAGAUUCACCACUCUCUGCAAGAAAAGGGCGAAGCGAGAAGCCCUGGCGAAGGAAAACAGCACCACUUCUUAUGUCAACUUGAACAACAAAAGGGUUGUUUUUCGGAAUGGGCUCAAUUCGAAUGAAGGAUCUGAGAAUGCUCUUAAGAAGAUAAGGGCUUGUAUCUCAACUAUUGCAGAAAACUGUAAAGGAGGAGAGAAUAUAGAUCACUUGAAGGAGGAAUCUGUUGUUAAAUGUGUGGGAAGCGAAUUCGCACAAACGUUUCUUAGAAAGGACGAUCCGAAGGUGCUUGCAUUGCUGCAGCAAGCAGAACUUCUCAGUUCUCUUGCAAUCAAAGUCAAAGCAGAGAAGACAGAUCAGAGCCUUGAAAAUGCUUGGAUGGUGCUUCAAGAUUUUCUGAAACAUAGCAAGCAAAGCCAACAACUGCUUAAAAUCACAAAUGUUGAUGCUGAUUUUCAUCUAGAGAAGUUCAAGGCGUUGGAGGAGGGGAUAAGAAGCUCUGAUGAAGGCAGUAGGUCAUCGCGGAGGGAGGUCGACGUGUACGAGUCAUCCCCAGCGAGCUCUGAGUAUAGCACAGGAUGGACGCUUGUCUCUGAUGUGCCACGCGACGAAAGGGGAGAAUGUGAGGAAGAAACUGCCGCAUUGCAUCAAGAAAAGAUGGAUCAACAUUGUGUUUCUGUGACAAGCACAGAAAAUGAAGCAUUUGAAGAAACAAAUGUGAAAAAAGGUGAUAAAGAUGAAUUCAGUUCUCCUACUCAUGUGACACCACUAUUCAGAGCACUAGCAGCAACAAUUCCUAGCCCAAAAUUUUCAGAAAGUGAAAAGCACUUCUUGAUGAAAACUCUAGGACUGGAGUCUUCGUCUCAGAGCACAGUCGCGAAUCCUUCUCAGGCACCAUCAUGCAAGAGGUCCCUCCUCCAUUGUCUAUGAUCAAUCACCAAGGCAUCAGAAUAACCUUUUUUCGUGUAGAGGUCUUCUGUUUCAUCGUUUAGGAGUUGUUUGUUAUUGGGUUGCAGCCAUUUCGACCUGUGUUUUUUACAGAUAGGCCCGCGAAGAUCUGCCUUCUUACUGCCUAGAAUGCUAAGAAGCACUCCAGCUUCUGAAGAUCGAUCUUCGUGAUCUGCAUCCUCGUGUUCUUCUCUUCCUAGUCUUGUUUUUUUAUAAUGUUAGUUAUUUAUUUGUUUGCCUCAUCAUGGAACUUGGAUAUAUGGACAUCCACUGUUCCAAUUGGCUACAUAAGCCUUAUUGUAUAGAUGUAACAAACAUAGAAUUCUUAGUUCUUUUGUGUAACUAUAUAAUGGCACCUCGCCAUGUGAAUUGAUAUGUAUUUGUAGUGAAAAUAUUCUCUUCAACA
Molecule: messenger RNA, 2333 nt
Organism: Salvia hispanica
Lineage: Eukaryota; Viridiplantae; Streptophyta; Magnoliopsida; Lamiales; Lamiaceae
Product: transcription factor MYB124-like
Biological process (GO): regulation of DNA-templated transcription
Cellular component (GO): nucleus
Molecular function (GO): DNA-binding transcription factor activity, RNA polymerase II-specific; RNA polymerase II cis-regulatory region sequence-specific DNA binding
Source: RefSeq, a predicted model, not a curated record